ACCUUCUCUGCUGCCACUGCCACAGCUUGAGGUGCCGCCCACCUUGUCCCCUCUAAUUGCCCUCUUAUGCCCCAGGAAUAAUUACUGUAGCAUUGUAGACAUCCCCGCACCCUUCCUCCGGGGACCCUGGUAGUGCAGCAACGCGCCCCCCUCCCUCCGGAGCGCACGAACGAACGAACUCCUUCCCACCUCCAAAAAAGAAGAAAAUCACACGCCCCUUUAAAAAAAAAAAAAAGCAAUCCUACCUCCUCUGGCGCUGGAGACCACCAGUGGUGCCGUUUGCUUAGCAAUGCCUGAGCCCCAUUCCCCCUGACCACCUUUGCCUGGGGCCUGGGACAGUUCGCCAAACCUGGCCGACACUCCCUGCACAGCAACCCUGGCAGGAGAGGAGAGGAAGGAGGCUUCUAGGCUCCACUACCAACCCCUCCUUUCCUCUGUUCAACCCCCGCCCCACCCCCGCAAUGCAUACACCCUCCCAGUGUGCGUUGUAAAAAUAAAAAAGAAUACACUGGUGCUGACAGCGCAGACGAAGCCAGGCCCAAAGAUGGGUGGCCCGAACAAGGCAUUUUUGCUGCCCCACAGAGCUAGGUCAGCUCCACAGUCUCCUCUGCCUUUGUCCGAGGGCAAAACGGACGGAUGUGAAGUUAGAGGGUCUUCCCUUUGAGCGACGAUCUCGCGAGAGUGGCUGACUGGCUGUGGGGGUUGCGGCGGCAGCAGGCGGAGCCGGGGAGGGAAAGCAGCGGCGGCUGAGGCGACUGAGGCGGCGGCGGGCGGAGCGGCAGGCGGCGGCAGCGCGGCGGCGGAGCGCAGCAUCAUGGCGGACCGAGACAGCGGCAGCGAGCAGGGUGGUGCGGCGCUGGGCUCGGGCGGCUCCCUGGGGCACCCGGGCUCGGGCUCGGGCUCCGGCGGGGGCGGUGGUGGCGGCGGGGGCGGCGGCGGCGGCAGUGGCGGCGGCGGCGGCGGGGCCCCGGGGGGGCUGCAGCACGAGACGCAGGAGCUGGCCUCCAAGCGGGUGGACAUCCAGAACAAGCGCUUCUACCUGGACGUGAAGCAGAACGCCAAGGGCCGCUUCCUGAAGAUCGCUGAGGUGGGCGCGGGCGGCAACAAGAGUCGCCUCACUCUCUCCAUGUCAGUGGCCGUGGAGUUCCGCGACUACCUGGGCGACUUCAUCGAGCACUACGCGCAGCUGGGCCCCAGCCAGCCGCCCGACCUGGCCCAGGCGCAGGACGAGCCGCGCCGGGCGCUCAAGAGCGAGUUCCUGGUGCGCGAGAACCGCAAGUACUACAUGGAUCUCAAGGAGAACCAGCGCGGCCGCUUCCUGCGCAUCCGCCAGACGGUCAACCGGGGGCCCGGCCUGGGCUCCACGCAGGGCCAGACCAUUGCACUGCCCGCACAGGGGCUCAUCGAGUUCCGCGACGCUCUGGCCAAGCUCAUCGACGACUACGGAGUGGAGGAGGAGCCGGCCGAGCUGCCCGAGGGCACCUCCUUGACUGUGGACAACAAGCGCUUCUUCUUUGAUGUGGGCUCCAACAAGUACGGCGUGUUUAUGCGAGUGAGCGAGGUGAAGCCCACCUACCGCAACUCCAUCACCGUGCCCUACAAGGUGUGGGCCAAGUUCGGACACACCUUCUGCAAGUACUCGGAGGAGAUGAAGAAGAUUCAAGAGAAGCAGAGGGAGAAGCGAGCUGCCUGUGAGCAGCUCCACCAGCAGCAGCAGCAGCAGCAGGAGGAGACCGCCGCUGCCACCCUGCUACUGCAGGGUGAGGAAGAAGGGGAAGAAGAUUGAUCAAACUGAAUGGAACCCCCCCCACAUGCAUACACACACACACACACACACACACACACACACACAGCGCCACACACAGAGAAAAUAUACUGUAAAGAAAGAGAGAAAAUAAAAAGUUAAAAAGUUAAAAAAAAAAAAAAAGAACUGUUAACUCCAAGGGAGCACCACCCACAGAACCUCCACCAACUGACAGUUUCUCUUCUUGACUUGCCACCCAUCGCUGGAUGUUGUCCACUUUAUCCACCAUAUAAAACAGUAAGCAGCUGCUAAAAACAAAAAACAAAAAAAAUACAAAAAGUAAUAACAUUAUAUGAACUGUGUUUCCUACUUGAUUAAAAAAUAUAAAGAACUGAGUGUUUAUUUCCCUAAUUAACCAAGAACUUUUGUACACGUUUAAGCUAUUAUUAUUAAAAGUGUUUGCAAAAUGGUCAAGAUUAUAAUAUUGCUGAAUUCUAUAAAAGUCCUUUUCAUGUUGAGCUAACAUUUGACUUUAGCACAAAAAAGAGAUAUUUUAGAACACGUAAAAUAAUAUUUUUAGUUUUUUCUCAUUUUGUUACCAAAUUUCAAACCUUACAUGGAGGUUAUUAUAGUAUAUUUGACACCCUAUAUACCUGUGAUUAGAGAUGUGUAUAUAUAUGAGGGCUAGGCAUGCUGUGUGUCUGAGCUUUGUCUAAAUGUUAUGCAGAAGUUUGUAGAGUUAAAGGUACGUAGGUUAAUUCAUGCAAGGUAAACAAUAAGUGCUCUCUUUUAUACAAUAUGCAUUGCAUCUGGACCUUAAACAUUUAAAAAUGGUCAGUGAAACUUCUGUGAACAUGAAGAAAUUAUUAAAAAAGGCAUUUAAAUGAAAUUUGCUAAGUUGUGAUUUUUACGGUUGGAACCAAAGUUAUUCAAGUAGUAAAAGAAAAAAGAGAAAGAAAGAAAAGGAAAUCUCCCAUAAUAUUUUUCUGCAUCUGUUUGCUUUGACUGAGUAGGCGUUUUGUCAUUAUUGUGUAUAUGAGAUGUACUUGUAUCGUUCAUAAUAUAUUUUUUUUAUUAUGUGUAGAAAGAUUUUAAAAACUUAACUAACGUGCAGCAAUUUCCAGUGAACCUGUACUUGGACAUCAGGUAGUGAGUCUAUUUGUGGUCACUAGCACUGUCUCCUAAACUUAUAAGAGGUCUGAAGCUAUCCUUUGAUUUUUGCCAGUGCUAUUAACUUAUGUAGACCCGUUAAAAAGCAGAGCAACACAAUUAUAGUUAUCCUACUGAGCCAUGGAUUCUGAGCUUCAUUUUAAAAGUGAAAGCCAAGUUGGUGUAUGUAAAGGAUUUCCAUGUAGCUGUGGUGCUAGUUAUUACUGGCUACAUUAUAUGCUAAGUGUAUUUGUGUUCCCCAAGUGUACAAGCCUUCUAUCAAAAGUAUGUUCUAUAACUCAUAUAUUCAAGGUGUAGGGUAUGAAAAUGCAAAGCUUAGGAGAGCACUUUACUAAGCUGGUGUCCUCCCAACUGAAAUUGUUUGUAACGAUAGUCUUUUACAGGUUUUCAUUUAAAGAUGUUCGUGUGCUUUUAAUUGACAACUAACUUCUUGCUGCUGUAUAGUAAAAUAUUAAUAUAUUUUUAUCAUUAAACUGCUGCAUGACUAUCAUCUUUGAGUGAAGAGAAAAUGUUAUAAAAAAAGAUGCCUUAAACAGUACAUUUUGGUUUGGAAUUCUGUAGAAAGUAUUUUGGUUUAAAAAAAAUGGAUCUUGUCUGACAUAAAGAGUUCUGGGGAUGGAAUUGUUUUCUUGGCAAAUCCAGCCAUAUAGAUCUAACUGCUGUAUGUAGAAGACACCACCUGUAGGAGCUGGAAGGUAUCAGUGCUUCUCACAUUGUAAAGCAUUGGCCUAGGAAGGUGAAACAGUUGUCUUUGAAGGAUUUUUUUUUUUUCUGCUGGUUCUUUGGGUUUUGAUUUGGUAUUUUUAAGCUCCCUGGUUGAGUGUGUUGUCUUUGAGAUCUACUGUAUGUGUUGAAUAACAAGCUAUUUCCAUUGUACUGUGCAUUUUCCCAUUAAAUUGUUUGCUUUUAAUAUUCAUACAAUGUUUAAUAUGAGGUGACCGUACAAUAGUUAGGAGUUUCUUUACUUACAAAAUCACUGGAAAUGAUUAAAUUGCUUUUCCCCUUCCCCCAAGUGCAUUUUUCUUAUUUCCAUAUAGUAAAGUUGAGCUUUUACAGUGCAUAAUGUGACAUUUGGAAUGCUUAUCAACUGCAUGUAAACAUUAAUAACCUGCACUUUUUUGUCUUAAGGUUUGUUGAGCUGUUUUGUUCACUGUACUUUAACUGUGAUAUGGAAAAGACUGCAUUCUCUGUGCUGUUACUAGUUAGGAAAGAGAAUUGCUUUGAUUUUGUCUCUUGUUUACUAUAGCUUUUUAAAGUUAAGCCUUGUACUACAGGUUGUUGGAGUACUCCUAGAUCAGUGUUUCAUAGUAGCCAGCAAUAAGUAGUGCAAGUCAACAAAAAACACAGCAAACUUAGGCAAAGUGUCCUUUCUUUGAGAUGCGAGUUCUUUCAUGAGGUUUUCUUUAGGGUCCGAGUUACCUAAAGUGAAGCCUUUCUUAGCUAUAGACUUCAGAUUCUGCUUGGAAUCCUACCGGAUCAAGAAGCACAUGUAUUGUGCAAUUGUCUUUACACUAUAACAGUUAAACACAAUCUUACUCAGAUUUUGAAACCAGUGUCUGAAUUAUGGUCAGUGGGUUUAAAAAGAAAUCCACAUGCAGAUCUUUUAAGACUUCUUAAGACGUGAUCAUAGAAAAGACAAAUGACUGUAAAGAUGCUCUUUUUUUGCAUCUCACUUUACCUCCCCAAGUCCCCUCCCAACCUUUCCUUCUCCCCUCUCCUGUUUCAUCCUUUUCCCACCCUUCCCCCCAGGUGCUCGGUACUUUACCAAGGUUCUAUUUCUCAGUGUUUUAUGUUGGAGUUUUUCCUUGUUUUUAUUUUACUAGUUGGUAAACCCUGUUUGUGCUGAAACAAAAAAGGAAAUGGUAUAUUUGACCAUAUGUUUUAUUCAUAGAAGACAGUAUGAUCAAAUGUGCCAAAAACAAGUAAACAAAACUUAAUUCAUGACAAGUAUGCCUUAUUUUUAAUGAUCUGCUUUGUCUUACAAUUAAGGUCCAAGAACUUGGUUAAACUGUAUUAUUUGCCUAAGUAUAAAAGAACACUUGAAAUGCAUUGCGUUCUUUAAAAUGAGAGACAUUGUCAAGUAAUUUAAUCCAGAGAUCAGCCACCAGAUUUGAAAUGCCCAUGUAAGUGUGUGUGCUUUAGUGUUGUUCGUUUUUUUGGGUUUUUUUGUUUUUUCUUUUAAGUCACCAAAUCUUUUUUUAAGCUACUUUUUAUUUGUGCCUCCUAUUUAUCAUGCUGAUGUUGGAAACAGCAGUCAUCCAGCCACAGAGGGAGCUAAAGUUAACUAACCAGAACUGUAGAAAUCAUUAUACAUGCCUUUGACAACAAAGGAAGUUCAUAAGAAAAGCCAUGUUGGCUUUUCCUCCACUAGAUACAGAUUGGAGGUAGAUGAAUAUUUGCCAAAUGGAAAAAAAGACAAUGUGAGUCAGGAAAGACAAACUUUUCCAGCUUCUCAAAAGCCAUGGAGAGUAGAAACCAAAACCAACAGGGAAAUAAAAAACCUUGAAAGUCUCACUUUCUAGUUGUCCCAUUCAGGGGUUGAAAUUUGACUCAAAGUGAAAAAUGUAUCAAUGUGUUUUUUAGGUCUUCACAUCUAGAGAUGGAUAACUAUUCCAGUUUGAUUUUUCAGGUAAUGGAGAAAGCUGCUAGUAAUUUUAACCCCUGCCUAAAGAAGAUAAUUUCAUUUGGGAGCAAAUACUUGUUGCCUUGAAAAAUAGCACUGUAAUAGCCUAUGAUAAUUAGUUAUAGAAUAACCUUUAUCCCUUUUAAACUAUGCAAAUUAUUAAAUAAGUGUAAAUUAGGACUCAAAGAUAGUUGAUUAUAUUGCAAUCAGAUGGCAUUCACAAACUUAACUGGAGCAUAUACAAAUAAAAUCUAUUAGUCUAAGAGUUUUGUAUGCUAACAGAAAAAUAUAAUUUAGCUACCUAUUCUAAAAAUGGUGAAUAUUAUUAAUAUUGUACAAUAGGACUGGGAAGACUGCCUCCUUUUUUGAAGAGAGAGAUUAAGGAUUUUUAUAAUUGUUUUUCAUCAAAUUUUAAUAUUUUUGUCAAAUUUUUAGGUAUUUAAUUUGUAAAACAGUUUGCUUUGUACUGGCAUACAGAAAAUAGGGUAUUGAUUUUAAACUUUUUGAAGCCAAGUGAUCAAGUACAUUUGUAAUAAAAGUCAAUGGAUCUA
This is a messenger RNA of Orcinus orca (killer whale), 6088 nucleotides long. RefSeq names its product purine rich element binding protein A (gene PURA). Gene Ontology annotation, molecular function: RNA polymerase II transcription regulatory region sequence-specific DNA binding; purine-rich negative regulatory element binding; DNA-binding transcription factor activity, RNA polymerase II-specific. The coding region runs from base 815 to 1786 and encodes 323 amino acids. The transcript is spliced from 2 exons. Gene Ontology annotation, biological process: regulation of transcription by RNA polymerase II. Gene Ontology annotation, cellular component: nucleus. Lineage: Eukaryota; Metazoa; Chordata; Mammalia; Artiodactyla; Delphinidae. The record is from RefSeq and is a predicted model, not a curated record.